Molecule: messenger RNA, 1407 nt
Organism: Selaginella moellendorffii
Lineage: Eukaryota; Viridiplantae; Streptophyta; Lycopodiopsida; Selaginellales; Selaginellaceae
Product: probable enoyl-CoA hydratase 2, mitochondrial
Exons: 8
Coding region: 427-1377 (316 amino acids)
Biological process (GO): fatty acid beta-oxidation
Cellular component (GO): mitochondrion
Molecular function (GO): enoyl-CoA hydratase activity
Source: RefSeq, a predicted model, not a curated record
GGACACACACGUUUGCAUUAGCGAGCCACUUAUCCAAAUACAAGGAAGCUUCAUGGCGGGCAGGGUAAUUUCCUGGAAGCUGCCUGGGAAGAAUCACGUGUUUAAAGGCCAAUGGAAGAUUUAUUUGUGUGUGUGUGGAGAUACGGCUUAGCUGUGUCCAAGAAGCAAACAAACAAAGUCGCCGGGCAACUUGCUAAAUUAGAUGCCGCGAAGAUUCGUUGCCUUUCCAAUGGAAUCUUUACAAAAACGCAUGGAGGAAGAAGAAAGGAAGUUGUGUAGAAAAACUAAAGAUUCGAUUCUAUGAUCGUGGAAAGCUCUCAUCCAGAAAGCCGUGAUUGACCGCUUCAAAGAUAUGGCACUAAAAAGGCGGGAGUUUUCAAAGUAGGUUAGAAGUAAAAAAGAGUCAUUUGUUUGUUUGCCCUGGCUAUGGCGUUGCGGAGGUGCGCUGGGAUCCACAGGCGCUUGCGCUUAGGGUUUAGUGAUUCCAUUGAUUUCUCGAGCGCCAGUGGUAGAAUCUCCACGGCGGGGUCGCGAUCGCCUUGCGCAGCUCGUCGAUGGCCCUGGGGCAUCGGGGCCAGGGGUUUGUUUGUGGACGCAGCGGAUCAGGUUUCGCUAAGCGCUCUGUCCGGAUCGGAGGAAGGGAUUAUGGUUUUGGAGCUCAACAGAGCCGAGGCGAAGAAUGCGAUUGGAGUCGACAUGCUGGGUAAGUUCCAAAGCGCUCUAGACAGGCUACAGGACGACGAUGCUGCAAGAGUUGUGAUCUUGCGUAGUGUUGUGCCGGGUGUUUUUUGCGCUGGGGCUGAUCUUAAGGAGAGGAAAAAAAUGAGUGUCUUCGAAGCCCAAAAGUUUGUCACGAGUUUGCGAUCAACGUUCUCAUCACUGGAGGUUCUGUCGCUACCAACAAUUGCUGCAGUGGAAGGUGUUGCUUUAGGCGGAGGAUUGGAGCUCGCACUUUCGUGUGAUCUUCGUGCUGAAGCUACUUUUGGACUGCCAGAGACAGGACUUGCUAUAAUUCCAGGGGCUGGAGGCACUCAAAGGCUUCCAAGGCUAAUUGGAAGGUCCCGGGCGAAGGAGCUGAUAUUCACUGGCCGUAGGAUCGGCGCUGACGAGGCAAAAUCAUAUGGUCUCGUCGAGUACUUGACAGCCGCCGGCGAUGCAUACAGAAAAGCUCUUGAGCUUGCGAAGAUUAUUUCAAACCAGGGUCCAUUGGCAAUCAAAAUGGCAAAGGUUGCGAUCGAUCGUGGGAGUGAAGUGGACGCCGCCUCUGGGAUGGAGAUAGAAGAAGCAUGCUACGGACAGGUGCUUAAAUCGAAAGACAGGCUAGAAGGCUUGGCGGCGUUUGCCGAGAAGCGAAGCCCUGUAUACCGCGGAGACUGAAUGGAAUGUAAGUCUCUGAAGAUUUCUAAA